Messenger RNA from Corticium candelabrum, 446 nucleotides. Its product is annotated as chaperone protein DnaJ-like. Lineage: Eukaryota; Metazoa; Porifera; Homoscleromorpha; Homosclerophorida; Plakinidae. The record is from RefSeq and is a predicted model, not a curated record. The transcript is spliced from 2 exons. The coding region runs from base 5 to 433 and encodes 142 amino acids.
UCUAAUGGAUUCGUUUGAAUCAUUUUCUGGAGCAGAGUCACUGAAAUCCCACUACCAACUGCUUGGGGUGGGCAUUAGCGCCACAGAGGAAGAGAUCAGAAAAGCGUACCGAUGGAAGGCUCGUCGUGCGCACCCUGACAAGAACAUAGGCGUCUCUCAUGCAGAAGAACUGAUGAAGAGGUUAAACAAGGCCUACGAGACUUUAACUGACACAAUUAAACGUGAAGAUUAUGAUGAACAAAUGGAUGAAAGCGACAUGAUGAAAUCGAAUACCGCAGAGCCCCUUCCUUCAGGCUCUCGGUUGUCGGAAUCUUUCUUGAAGCUUUUCAUGAAGUGGACCGCCUCAACUGAACUGCCUAGCGUAAACAGCGUCGUCGAAACGCUGGACAGCGAACUGAAAGACUUCCUGAAAGGGCCAAUCGACGAGUUAUAGCAAUACCACACAA